AUGAUCAACAGCGGAUAUCAAGGUCGGACGGUGCCUACGGAGUUCGGACACUCGAAGCCGGCCCCGAAAAUGCCAUACGUGCGAUUGGGCAAGAGUGGACUGAAGGUAUCGCGGCUCAUCCUCGGCAUGGCAACCUAUGGUACCAAGAAAGAUGUUGCAUGGCGCAUCGAGGAGGAGGAGGCACUCCAGCAUCUGAAGAGAGCUUGGGAUCUGGGUUUCAAUACCUUCGAUACGUCCAAUUUCUACUGCAACGGUAUUAGCGAGGAGAUUCUGGGGAAGUUCCUCAAAACCGUUCCGCGCGAGUCCGUUGUUGUGAUGACCAAGUCUUUCCACCCGGUUGGAGACUCCGCGAAGCAGGGCCCAGCAGGUCUGACCAUGACGUCUGGAAAUAACCGAAAGCACAUCUUUGACAAUGUCAAGCUGGCACUCAAGAGGCUUGACACGGAUUACAUUGAUGUGCUGCAGCUUCACCGAUUUGACUACGAAACCCCGAUUGAAGAGACCAUGACGGCCUUGCAUGAUGUGGUUAAAGCAGGCUAUGUACGCUACAUUGGUAUCAGUAGCUGUUGGGCUUGGCAAUUCCAUGCAAUGCAGAACUACGCUUUGAAUAAUCACCUCACACCGUUUGUCAAUUGUCAAAAUCUCUACAAUCUUCUCUAUCGCGAGGAGGAAAGGGAGAUGAUGCCAUUGCUGAAGUAUCUGGGCGUUGGCUCAACCCCAUGGAGUCCACUCGCAAGAGGCCACUUGGCGCGACCUCUCUCGCGCGCCUAUGAGACUGUCCGCUCGACUUCGGACGCUUAUCACGAUGAAGGCUUGCUUGGCGCAGAGUGGGAGAAAGAAGUCAUCCGAAGGGUUGAGCAGCUGGCCGAGAAGAGGGGAUAUAGCAUGGCUCAGAUCGGUCUUGCCUGGGUACUCCAUAAAGACGCUGUGGCUGCUCCCAUUGUGGGCGUUUCGAAGAUUGAGAGAUUUGAAGAGACACUGGCUGCACUUGAGAUCGAGCUCAGUGAGGAGGAGAUCAGUUUUCUUGAAGAGCCUUAUCAACCGUGA
Colletotrichum karsti is the source of this 1047-nucleotide messenger RNA. RefSeq lists its product as uncharacterized. Bases 1 to 1047 code for a protein of 348 amino acids. The record is from RefSeq and is a predicted model, not a curated record. Lineage: Eukaryota; Fungi; Ascomycota; Sordariomycetes; Glomerellales; Glomerellaceae. The transcript has 11 exons.